UCCGGGAAAAUGGCGGCGGCCUGGAGGGCGGCUUUGGCUUUGGCUUUGGCGGCGGCGGCCCGGGCGUCUGCUAAGCGAGGGGCCUCUGUGGCGGCGGGGCCUCUGUGGGGCAGCCAUGGCGCCGGGGGAGGGAGGGCCGCCGCCGCUGCUGCUGCUAUUGCUGCUUCUGCGGUCGCAGGGGCCGCGCUGCUGGACUCUUCCCGCAAAAGGAGGAGCAGGAGAGGCUUCUUGACAGUCCAGGCUCAGAAGGAAGAGAAUAUAGAUGAAGAGAUGGCAGAAAAACUCUCCAUAAGAAAAAAACGUUUUAUGGAAUUUGCUUCCUUGGAGUAUGAAGGCGAAUAUUACAUGAGUCCAAGAGACUUCCUUUUUUCAGUAAUGUUUGACAAAUCAGGGCGUAAAACUUUGGCAAAGAAACUAACAAAAAAGGAGAUAGAUUCUGCACUGGCAAAUGUUGCAAAAGCUAAACCAGGGCCAACCUUUUUUAGAGACCUCGGAGAUAAAGGACUGAUAUCCUACACAGAGUACCUGUUUUUGCUGACAAUACUCACAAAACCACAGACUGGAUUUCAUAUUGCUUUUAAAAUGUUGGAUGCAGAUGGGAAUGAACAAGUGGAAAAAAAGGAAUUCUUUAAGCUUCAGAAUAUUAUUGGAAAACAAGAUGAACUUAAAGGGGUUUCAGGAGAGGAAGCACUAACUUUGGAGCCAGAAUUGGAAGAUUGUGGUAUUAAUACCAUGUUACUGGUCCACUUCUUUGGAAGAGGAGGAAAAGAAAAACUUCAGUAUUGUGAAUUCCACAGGUUUAUGCAGAAUUUACAAACAGAGGUGCAAGAAAUGGAAUUCAUCCAGUUUUCUAAAGGCCUAGUCUGCAUGAGAAAGGAGGAUUUUGUAGAGUGGUUGCUGUAUUUCACUGAGGAAGAGAACAAUGAAGUUUACUGGCAAAAUGUGAAGGAGAGGAUCCAAGGAGGAGAGAGUAUCAGUAUGGAGGAAUUUAAAACUUUCUGCCAGUUUACAAACCGCUUAGAAGACUUUUCAAUUGCCUUGAAAAUGUUUACUGUAGCCAGCCGUCCUGUUAAACAAGCUGAAUUCAAAAGAGCUGUGAAAGUGGUUACAGGACUGGAACUCUCAGAAAAUAUUUUGGACACCAUCUUCAAGAUCUUUGAUUUAGAUGGAGACCAUUGCCUCAGCCAUGCAGAGUUCCUUGGAGUUCUGAAAAACAGGAUGCAUCGAGGCUUAUGGGUGCCUCAGCAGCAAGGAGUCCAAGGUUACUGGAAAUGUGUGAAAAGAGAGACCAUUAAAGGAGCAAAAGAAGUCUGGAAGCAAACAGGAAAAAGUCCUUUUUAAACAUAUCCAUAAGAAUGUGAUUUUGCUACUAUAAAUUUUGCUUCACUUUGUGUGUACUGUAUUUUGUUGAUAUGCUGUCCAUAUUACAUAUUAAAAAAUCACUUUAUAAGUUAAGUAUUGAGCACAUUUGUUUUCUCCAUGUAAUUUUGCAAUAUCUGUCAAUAUAAUCGGGGGGCUGGGGGGCUGUUGUCUUAAGACUGUUAUGAUUUAUAGCUUUUAUAAAAAGUAUUUCAGAUAUUACUGAAAGUUGUAAGAAACGGUUUUUAUUAAAAUUCUUAUUUUGAUCUGGAAUUUAAUAGAAAUUAUUGGAAGCAUGAGUUGUGUAAAGGUGGCAAGUCUUGUUAACAGCACUAGAAGACUCAAAAUGCUUUUCUCCCUUAAAGAUUUUAAAAGAAGAACCAUGAAGCCUCUAAUGCCAGAAUGAACGUUAUAAGGCCAAAUCAUUUUGAAACUGUAAUUCUCAAACCAUGGAUUCCUGGUCCAAUAAAUCUCCCUAGCAUUGAAGUGAUUCCAAGAUGUCCAAUUUUAAAUAUGCACAUUAUAAAUAAAAAGGUAGCUUUUGA
Messenger RNA from Sceloporus undulatus (fence lizard), 1904 nucleotides. It is a transcript of the gene MICU2, whose product is annotated as mitochondrial calcium uptake 2. NCBI's taxonomy places the organism in Eukaryota, Metazoa, Chordata, Lepidosauria, Squamata, Phrynosomatidae. The coding region runs from base 10 to 1341 and encodes 443 amino acids. Gene Ontology annotation, biological process: calcium import into the mitochondrion; mitochondrial calcium ion homeostasis. The transcript is spliced from 12 exons. Gene Ontology annotation, cellular component: uniplex complex. The record is from RefSeq and is a predicted model, not a curated record. Gene Ontology annotation, molecular function: calcium ion binding.